Molecule: messenger RNA, 2344 nt
Organism: Caenorhabditis sp. 36 PRJEB53466
Lineage: Eukaryota; Metazoa; Nematoda; Chromadorea; Rhabditida; Rhabditidae
Source: the annotation of a GenBank genome assembly
AUGUUCAGUUCCCAUUCUGAAGACCAAGUAAAUGUCAUCACUGAAGGCGAUAAAUCUGAAACUGGCUCGAAUGCCAACUCGGAGUCUGUUCAUCAACUGGAUUUGUCAUCUGAAGCACUUGUCACCUCGACUCUGAACAUUAGAGGAAACAAAAUCACCACUGUAUGUGCUUCUCAUAUCCUCAAUUCUGAUAAUCGUCUUUGUUUCAGGCAUUCCGACCUCGAACGUCGCCGUACAAAAGAACACUCGGAGAUUCUGAAGUCACAAGGGAAGAGCUCAGAUCUCCAGAUUCGGUAAUCCAAUAGGCCACUAAACAAACUGUAUUUCCAACAUUUUCAGGUGGCCGCUACGUACACAAUUCGCGAGAAUCGGUCGGAACGGCAGACGAAAGUGAAGCUGGAAAGUCUGGAAAGGCGAUUGAAAGCGAACGAAAAGGCGAGGAAGGAAAUGGAGGCGGAAGCGGAGAAAUGGAAGGAUCGGGCGCAGAAAAACUCGAGAAGACUUCCAGAAUUGGAGUUGGAGCUCGCAGAAAUCGGCCAGACAAAUGAGGAAUGGAAGGCGAAGAGCCAGGAAUUAGAGAUUCAGAAUAGGCAGUUGGCGGAGGAGCUGGAGAAAAUGCAGAAGAAGCUGGAGGACUCGGAGGGCUCUCUGAAAGAGUUUCAAAGGAAAAUGAUACCGAUUCUCAAGAUGGAUGUGGAAGAGGUGACUGAGAGUGGCGAAGGGGCACGUGUCGACCUGGGUGCGUUGGAGAAGGAAAUUAUGAGGUAUCAAGCGAAAUGUGCGAGUUUGGAGCAAGAGAAUUCGAAUCUGAGGGAAAAAUUGGAGGAGGUAAGGGCAAUCGUUCAUGUCUUUUUUCAAAAACUGAUCUCAAUUCAGCUGUCUUCUUCACUUUCUCUGAACCAAAACCACGUGUCAACGUUGAUGGAUCACUUGGAAACGAACAAGGCGCAGAGCCGGGAAAUGCAUGGAAUAUGCAGAAAAGUAAUCGAUUCACUCAUUAGUUUCAUCCAACCAUUUUAUUUCAGGAGCUGGAGAUCCGCCAAGACCAUGAGAACCGCAUCAACCAUGACGUCGCAUUGCUCAACUCGACAAUAAACGAACAAAGAAUGGAGCUGGAGAUGCUGAAGGCCGAAAAUCGAUGUCUGAAAUCGUUUUCACAGGAAAUGACGACAUCAAACAAGAAUAACAUAAUCCUUUUGAAGUCGGCGGAAACUGAACGGCGAAGUCUUCUCGAGACUUUGACGGUGCUUCUGAAUUCUGAAGAAGAGCCCACGGAGAACAACGUCAAGAGAAUCAUCAGGCAAGUUGAACGGCAGGGGAACGUCUCAAAACAUCUGGUUGCAGAGACCUAGUACGUGAGAAGAAUGCCGAGCAAACGAGGCGAUUGGAAGCGGAAAAGGCGGCGACGAGUGCAGAAGGCGUGCUCUUGGAACAGGCGAAACACCAGAGAAGUGCACUUUUCAGAGCGAGACUUUCAGAGGAAGAGUACUCGAAAGCAGCUGAGAAAAUAGACGAAUUGGAGCAGGAAUUACUCGCGAGCGACUUGGAAAGGAAGAAUUUGGAGCACAGAAUUGAUGUGUUCGACAAAUGCAUCGGCAAAGUGAACGGAAAAACAAAGAAAUGUUCAAUCGGGAAAAUUCCAGAUCUCACACCUUCUGAAUGUUAACGUUGGCGGAGUGUUCGACGCGAUAUUCGAUCGGAUUGAAGAGCUCGUCGCUCAAGAAUCCGUAUACAGAGUGGUUGUGAAUGAGAACAGACUCGUCGUGAGUGAUCGCUCUCUCUCACAGAUCGAUCUGGAAUCAUUUCAGUCUGAGAACAUCUUGCGCGGUCUUCAAAGUGUUCGGAAGGAGUUGAUAGUGGCGAAGGGCGACGGGAAGAAAGGGUCGGGAUCUCCCGCGAAUGCAGUCGUGACCACUGCUGCCAAGAUCAUUCAGGUGGCAGAAAGAAGUCCGUUGAGAAUCCUGAAUUCUGUUUUCUAGGAACGAACUCAUACUCUGAAAACCAUUGACAAAAUGGACAAGUUGAACAAGGAUCUUCUGGCGACAAUGACAAUCGAGACGUUGAGAGCCGCGGACAUCGAGAAGAGCAAUCUGAAGGUGAGCGGGCUUCAGAAGUUUGACGUGACGUCUCCAACAAGUUUUAGAAGAAAAUGAGUGAGCAAGACGCAAAAAUCCGUCAAUUGGAACGAGACAAGAAGGAGGGAGAGAGAAUCCGAUCGAUAAUUGCAAAGUGGGAACGGAGAAACGUUCCGAAGACCGAGAAGACUAUGAAGAAGACGCCGUCGAUGGAGCACAUUCGGACCAAGUCUCAGACUUCCAUCACUGGAUUGUCCUCUGCUCUUUAA